Messenger RNA from Rhododendron vialii, 2161 nucleotides. RefSeq names its product lysine--tRNA ligase, cytoplasmic-like. Gene Ontology annotation, cellular component: cytoplasm; cytosol. NCBI's taxonomy places the organism in Eukaryota, Viridiplantae, Streptophyta, Magnoliopsida, Ericales, Ericaceae. The record is from RefSeq and is a predicted model, not a curated record. The coding region runs from base 235 to 1938 and encodes 567 amino acids. Gene Ontology annotation, molecular function: tRNA binding; lysine-tRNA ligase activity; ATP binding. The transcript has 16 exons. Gene Ontology annotation, biological process: lysyl-tRNA aminoacylation.
CGGUCCGCUUCAAUUUUAAGCGCUCAUCCAUUAAAAACCCUACUUCCUCCCAAAUCCCCGCCACACACACACUCUCUCUCUCUCUCUCUCUCUCUCCAGGGGGCGGUUACGCUUGUGGGCUUCAAUUUGUACAGCAAACUGUGAGUAACCCGACCAACACAGCUCUCCACUCUCUUGACCAGUUGAAGAACAAUCUGAAAGAAGAGGAAGGAAAAGGCUAAGCAGUUUGCAGCCAUGUCGAAGUCCAAGGUUCAGAAGCCCCAAGCGGCAGAUGACGAGGAAAUGGAUCCAACACAAUAUUUUGAAAAUAGGGUGAAAACCCUUGGAGCUCUGAAGAGUGCUGGAAUUAAUCCCUAUCCUCACAAAUUCCAUGUUUCAACGUCCAUCCCUGAAUAUAUAGAGAAGUAUAAAAGCCUAGCUGAUGGGGAGCAUCUUGAGGAUGUUGAAGUAUCUUUGGCUGGGAGAAUCAUGGGCAAGCGAUCUUCUUCAGCAGGGUUGCUCUUUUAUGAUUUGCAUGGUAAUGCUGCCAAAGUCCAAGUUUUUGCCAGUAAAAGCGUUACGAAAUUGGAUGAAGCUGAAUUUUCCAAGCUCCACUCGGGUGUGAAGCGUGGAGAUGUUGUUGGUGUUAUUGGGUAUCCAGGGAGAACUAAAAGGGGAGAGCUGAGUAUUUACCCACGAUUGUUCAUGCCAUUAUCCCAUUGUCUUCAUAUGAUGCCAAGGAAAAAAGCUGGUCCUGGUGUGGAAAUUGCUAAUGUAAAUGACAUAUGGGUCCCUGGUAAUGCGAGGAAUCCAGACACUUACAUAUUAAAGGAUCAGGAAACUCGAUAUCGUCAACGUUACUUGGAUUUGAUGUUGAACUUGGAGGUUCGACAAAUAUUCAAGACUCGAGCAAAGAUUGUCUCAUAUAUCCGAAGCUUUCUCAACAAUCUUGAUUUCUUGGAGGUUGAAACACCAAUGAUGAACAUGAUUGCUGGGGGAGCGGCUGCCCGUCCUUUUGUGACCCACCACAAUGACUUGAACAUGAAGCUGUACAUGCGGAUUGCACCUGAACUAUAUCUUAAGGAGCUAGUUGUUGGUGGACUGGACCGUGUUUAUGAGAUAGGAAAACAAUUUAGGAAUGAAGGAAUUGACUUGACACAUAAUCCUGAGUUCACUACAUGUGAGUUUUAUAUGGCAUUUGCUGACUAUAAUGACUUGAUGGAGCUCACAGAGAAAAUGUUGAGCGGGAUGGUCAAGGAACUUACUGGUGGCUAUAAAGUUAAAUAUCAUGCAAAUGGGUUAGAGAGUGACCUGAUUGAGAUCGAUUUCACUCCCCCUUUCAGGAGGAUUGAUAUGAUCGAAGAGUUGGAGAAAAUGUGUAAUCUAAGCAUUCCCAAGGAUCUUUCAAGUGAUGAAGCUAACAAGUAUUUGGCAGAUGCAUGCAUGAAAUUUGAUGUCAGAUGUCGUCCUCCCCUGACAACAGCUCGUCUCUUGGACAAACUUGUAGGACACUUCCUGGAGGAGACGUGUGUAAAUCCUACUUUCAUUAUUAACCAUCCAGAGAUUAUGAGUCCAUUAGCAAAGUGGCAUAGGGCUAAGCCAGGCCUGACUGAACGCUUUGAACUAUUUAUCAACAAGCAUGAACUUUGCAAUGCAUAUACGGAGUUGAAUGAUCCAGUGGUACAACGCCAACGGUUUGCGGACCAACUCAAGGACCGACAAUCAGGCGAUGAUGAAGCUAUGGUCUUGGAUGAAACAUUUUGUACGGCUCUUGAGUACGGUUUGCCCCCGACUGGCGGUUGGGGAUUGGGUAUUGACCGACUUACAAUGAUAUUGACCGAUUCACAGAACAUCAAGGAAGUUCUACUCUUUCCGGCCAUGAAACCACAGGAUGAACCGCCUUCCAAAGUGACAACGGCGGUGAAUUCUGAAUCAUUGAUAUCAUCUCUGGCUAUUUGAUAAUCUGAUUUUGAGGGAGACUGCCAACUUUUAUGUAGACAGGUAAUUUUCUGCUAGAGAGUCAUCAACGAGGGGAUCACUCGUGAAAUCUGUUUCACCACCUAUAGCAUCAAUCUUUAUUGGAAAGUCGCCAUUAUUAUGUAGGGUUGUUCUUGUACUAUGGUUUACUAUCCAACUCAUUGCUAUUGAAAGUAUUCUUGCAAAUGCAAAUCAUAUUUGUCGA